Messenger RNA from Xiphophorus maculatus (southern platyfish), 996 nucleotides. RefSeq names its product trace amine-associated receptor 1-like. Gene Ontology annotation, biological process: G protein-coupled receptor signaling pathway. Lineage: Eukaryota; Metazoa; Chordata; Actinopteri; Cyprinodontiformes; Poeciliidae. The record is from RefSeq and is a predicted model, not a curated record. Bases 1 to 996 code for a protein of 331 amino acids. Gene Ontology annotation, cellular component: membrane. The transcript has 3 exons. Gene Ontology annotation, molecular function: trace-amine receptor activity.
AUGUAUGUCGAACUCACCUGGAGUCCUUUACUAAUUGGUAAAGUGGUUGCGACGUCGUCCUCUCCACCAGAUGUUGCCGAAUACAAGGAGGAGGUGAAUGUCUCCUCCAAGUUGUGUGUUUUACUAUAUAUUUUUCUUGCUGUUGCAGCUGUCGUCACAGUGUGUGGAAACCUCCUGAUAAUAGUCUCCGUGGGUUACUUCACACAGCUCCACACUCCGACCAACUCUCUCAUCGUCUCCCUGGCUGCGACGGACCUUCUGGUCGGAGUGCUGGUCUUUCCUUUCAGCAUGGCGUUCUCCCUGAGCUCCUGUCUGCUUCAUGAAGGCCUUAUAUGUCAAGUGCGGGACACCUUCGACAUUUCCCUGAGCACCUGUUCUAUUCUGAACCUGUGUUGCAUUGCUGUUGACAGAUAUUACGCAGUGUGUCAGCCUCUCGCCUACAGAACCAAGAUGACCAACAGUAUUGCAGUGGCGAUGAUUCUGGCGAGUUGGAGUAUUUCCGGGUUAAUUGGAAUCGGUAUAACUAUUGCUGGAUUAAAUCAUGAACCGUGUGAAGAAAACUGUUCUAUGGAGGUUCUGUUAUCCAGCACUCUAGGUCCGACGUUUUCCUUUUAUCUUCCGGCUCUCAUUAUGCUUUGCAUCUACCUAAAGAUUUUCUUAGUUGCACAAAGACAGGCGCGCGUCAUCCACAUCAAUAAAAACUCUGGAGGAACAGCAAGCAAGAGGGAGAGGAAGGCCACAAAAACUCUGGCUAUCGUUAUGGGCGUUUUUCUCAUCUGUUGGACUCCUCUGUUUGUUUGCAUAACCCUGGUUCCAUUUAGCGCUGACCCGGUGCCAGUUUCUGUGAUUGAGACGCUUAACUGGGUUACUCUGACCAAUUCCAUGCUUAAUCCUUUUAUCUAUGCAUUUUUUUACAGCUGGUACAGGACAGCUUUUAGAAUGAUAGUUUCCGGGAAAAUAUUUCAGGGGGAUUUUGCUAAUUCAAAACUGUCUUGA